This is a messenger RNA of Exserohilum turcica Et28A, 1555 nucleotides long. RefSeq lists its product as uncharacterized. The record is from RefSeq and is a predicted model, not a curated record. Gene Ontology annotation, biological process: intra-Golgi vesicle-mediated transport. The transcript has 2 exons. The coding region runs from base 1 to 1446 and encodes 481 amino acids. Gene Ontology annotation, cellular component: COG complex. NCBI's taxonomy places the organism in Eukaryota, Fungi, Ascomycota, Dothideomycetes, Pleosporales, Pleosporaceae.
AUGCAUGGCGGAGGCACAGAGGCUGAGUCACUCAAAUCUCACGGCUCCGCUAUAAUAUCAAUCGCCGGCCAUGGCUUGAAUGCAAACACGCUCGUGCUCGCGACAAACAACCCCUCGGACACCCCGCUAGACCUGUCGACGCCGCUGUCGCGCGUCCUCUUCGACGUGCAGGAAAUCGACACGCACAUUGAUACCCUGACCACCAAGUCGGCGCUGCCCCUGCUAGAACACACACGCCAGCAUGCACAGUCGAGCGCGCGCAUCCUGCACGAGGUCGAGGGCCAGGUCGCCAGUCUGACCGAGGCGUACAAGACGCUCGAGCGCGAAGUCAUUGAGCGCCACCAGGUCGCGCACCAGGUGCAAAAGACGGCGGAGCGGCUCUGCGAGACGGUCAAGCUGGGCCGCGCCGUGGCCCGCUGUGUGAUGCUGGGCCGGCAGCUCGAGGUGCGCAUGGCGGAGCUAGGCGGCGUGGGCAGCGCAAAGAAAGAAGACCACCGCGCCAUGGUGCGCUCCACCGACACGAUUCUCGCGCUGCGCCAGAUCCUCGCUGCCUCCAAGCCCGGCGAAGAAGGCGACGGCCUCGACCGAAUCGCCGUCGUAAACACGCUUAGAUCCGACCUCGUCGGCCCCGCCGAACGCAGCAUCGCCUCGCGCGCCCAGCAAAUCGUCAAGGAAUUCUCCAUGUCGUCGCUGCUUUCCUCGUCGACUGCCUCGUCCGCAUCAACCUUUACACAGACUGAAGAUACGAAAGCGAGAACUACAUCUGCCCUCUUGACUCUGUACCUGUUAUCUCCCGUACCAUCACCAUCUCCGUCUAGCACAAAAACAGCAGCAGCAGCAGCAGCAACAACACCAACAUUCGACCCAACACUCAUGCUCACCGCGCUCCAAGAAUACCUACAAACACAGCUCAAAUCCUCGCUUGCGUCGCUCGCCCGCGCCCUCGCCCAACUCCCCUCGCUCGACCGCACGCUGCUCGAAAUCUCCGCCCGGUGCCAAAACAUAGUUGCGUUGCAGUCGCUGCUCGAAGCCACAAAGCCGCCUACACAUCCUUUGCUGUCAUCAACCUCACCACCUCCAUGGACUAAUCUCCUGCAGCCGCUGCUCAACGCCCUCGACACUUCGUCGCUGCCCAGCUACUUCUGGCGUACCCUCGCUUCCAACAUGGCCCCCAGAGUCCACGACCUCAUGAAUAGGGGUGGUGUGUCGGCGCGCACACUCAAGACCAAUAGGGAUAAAGUGAGGGAUCUAGUCCGGGAGUGCGUCAAUCGCGGAAGCCAGUUUCCCAGUGCGUUGGCAUCGUCGGCGGCGGCUGCAAAGGCUAGUAGUAAUAGUAGUAGUAGUAGUAGUAGUAGUAGUAGUAGUAAUACUAGUAGUAAUGGGACGGCUACCUGGGAGAGGGAGGCGGCUGUCAUGGUGACGAGUAUCAUUGGCCAGAUCAAGUGAGAAACUUGAAUACAACAACAAAAACAGACACAAUCAUGAGUUUUAUUGAGGGAAGAGUUAGAUUUGCAUUGGACAAGAUGUAGUACUUAGUAACUAGCUUGGAGCCGGC